AUGGCGGAACAAGCCAAUCCAACGAACGCAGCCAGUAAAAAGAUACGGCAGCUUUCUGAGGAUGAAAAAAUUCACAUUAAAGAAGCUUUUGAUUUGUUGGAUACUGAUAAGGAUGGGUUCAUUGAUUAUUACGAGAUGAAGGCUGCCACUCGAGCCCUGGGCUUGGAAGCUAAAAAAGCACAAAUUUUGUCAAUUAUGCGAACUUACGAUCCGCCACAUGGGAAUAAAAUUGGCUAUGAAGAUUUCUACUACAUAAUAUCAGAUAAAAUGGCUAAGAGAAAUCCUUUGGAUGAACUAAAGUACGCGUUUACGCUCUUCACUGCUGAUACAAAUUCGAAUAAAAUAAGUUUAAAAAAUUUACAAGAAGUAAAUCAGAGAACUGGAAGUGGAUUAACGGACGAUGAAAUGCAAUCUAUGAUUGAAGAGUUUGACACUGAUCUUGACGGUUUAAUUGACGAAGCUGAGUUUAUGGAGAUCAUGACCAAAUCCGAAAAUUGGGCUUAA
Messenger RNA from Neodiprion virginianus, 504 nucleotides. RefSeq names its product centrin-3-like. Gene Ontology annotation, biological process: spindle pole body duplication. NCBI's taxonomy places the organism in Eukaryota, Metazoa, Arthropoda, Insecta, Hymenoptera, Diprionidae. The transcript has 4 exons. The record is from RefSeq and is a predicted model, not a curated record. Gene Ontology annotation, cellular component: microtubule organizing center. Bases 1 to 504 code for a protein of 167 amino acids. Gene Ontology annotation, molecular function: microtubule binding; calcium ion binding.